GUGUUCAUUAAAAUACCGCUGAUAAAAUAUUGUUAUUGUUGGCUCAUGGGGUUUAGGUCGAUUAUUCUGUGGUGGUGCUAGUGCCUUCCGAAUUCCGAUGUACUCAGCUCGGCAUAAAAUAGGCUAGAGGAGAAGCGGCAUUAUACAUUUGUCAGUUAAAAUAUGGCUCAAGUGUUUGCCAAGCGCAAUCCACGAGGACAAAGCAACCAAUCACCGCAUAUUUACGAUUUAUCGGUACAGAAUUCCCUGCGCGAUCGUCCAAUAGGUUACGUCGUUAACAGUCAUCAAAUACUUUAUCAUGGUUGGUAUCGUUUCACAGAAGACGUGAAAAACUAUGAACCACUUAUAGAUAGCCUCGAACAUGCUUUUUCUAAUUCUGUGUUUUGCUGCGGAGGAUAUGUACGCACACCAGAUGACAACCUCGAAGAUUUUAUCUUAAAAGUGAAACCGAAAGCUGGUUCCGAAGACGAGGAAAAUUGGAAGAAAUUCUCGCUGAACAAAAUUCUUCCUGAAGAUCUAAUGGAAUACUGCAAUCCUUCACCAUUCGGAGAUUUAAAAGAAAUGAAAACAAUACUUGACCCUGAAGUUCGUCUAGCUCAUGAAAUUGAAACAGAUAGAUUUGAUUUUGGUUACGUAAGUCGGAGACAUACAGAUAGAUUUGUACAAUCUAAAGUAUUGCCUGGGAAUUUUUCAAUAGAUUACCAUAUUGCAGACGAACUCGUGCCGGGAAGACAUAUCGAUCUGAAGCGAAAUAAAUUGAAUAUUUACGGGAAGGGUGGUUUUUUCAAGUCACAUGUAGAUACUCCCUCGCAUGAUAACAUGAUAGGAACACUGGUUGUAUGCCUUCCUUCACCCCACAAAGGAGGAGAGUUGAUCGUUAGCCACGAUGGCCUUGAACAUGUCUUUGACUUUUCGAAGCUCUCGGAUGAUCCCAGCGUAUUUCAAUGGGCUGCGUUUUAUGGGGAUUGCGUUCACGAAGUGAGACCUGUUGUUGAAGGCUUUCGAGUUACAAUUACGUACGGUAUCACCUUAUCAGAUCGUAGAAACUUGAAGGAAGGUUACUGUGACAGACGUCAAACUCCUGUGGAAGAGCAUUUCGAAAUGAGCGCAAAAUGCGAAUUGCAUUCCUUUGCUAAAGUAGAUCGUGCCCUCGCAAAUCUUCCAGAAAAACUUGGUUCCAAAGCACCAGACUAUAUUGGGUUUAUAUUAAAACACAAGUACACCUUACCAGGGCUGCAACCAAAUAUGCUUAAAGGUGAAGACAAAGAUUUGCUCGAUUACCUCACUGACAAGGGUUGGAAAUGUCAACUUAAAACUAUCCUAUCCAGAUUUAUGACAACAAUGGUGUCUAUUGAUAUAGGGGAGAUGGAUAUUGAAGAAACGCAUGAGAUAUACGAAUUCAAACCACAUGAAGGCAUCCCUCCUGACUAUGAGUGGUACUACCCUUCCUUACCCGAAUGGUCUGAUCGUUUCUCGGGCCGACAAAAUCCACUCCGAAAUUUUCGUGAGUGGCGUGUUGGAAUUCCUUUUAUUGAAAUAUAUCGGAAGCCAGAUGACGGUAAGCUUGUACGCAACAAUGAAGGAAAAAGUCGAUGGGUUGGUAAUGAAGUGCAUGAUGUUGAUGUGGAUAAAAUUUAUUUGGAUUCUGCUCUCAUUGUCCAGCUUGGAAACAAGACUGAGUAAAUCUUUUUAGAAUAACUGAAGUCUGAACUAUAUAUACAUGGACAAGCCAAAAACAAAUUAUCGAGACUAUACUAUUACUAGCUAAAAAAUAUAAUUUGAUAAUACACAGUAUAACUAUAAGUAAAUAAAAUAUAAUUUUAAGAAUGAAUAUAUAUAACGACGUUAACAUUAAUCUGCGCGAGGUUGAAACGAAUAUAUAUAAAUUUCAAUGACAAUGUGCAUAAAAUGGUGCAUCAUAUCAUAUGACACCUCACCAAUAUUAUUAGUGUUAAACAUAUAUUAUAUAUUACUCAUUGAUUAAUUCCGUAAUUGUUGAUCAACAGUUAUACUGUCUAUACUGGUAUAGCAAAUUUUAUGCCAAAAUAUGUAAAAUGGGCUUUCAAGAUUAAAUGGGCUAUUUAAUACUUAAUAUUUAGUCUUGAACUGUCUGUGAACAACGAAAGCUUGCUCAUUAUUUAGUAAAAGCAAUCUGGGUUUUGUCGAAUCCGUGGCUAAUUUCGUGAAAAGUAGGCUCGUUAUUCGAUCUCAAAAAAUCAGUUUGAUAUCAUUUUGUGCAGUUGAUUUUAUGUUGUGGACUUGUGGCUGCAUAGUUCGGGUGUUAACCCGGGAAAAUGUUGAAAAUUGUGGGUCACAGGAACGCCAAUUGAAACCAAUGGUUGAGGCUAUUUUUCUACAGACAGCAUCAAUGUGACUGCAAGGGGGUGCAAAUCCGAUUCUGGG
Messenger RNA from Paramuricea clavata, 2403 nucleotides. The record is from the annotation of a GenBank genome assembly. Lineage: Eukaryota; Metazoa; Cnidaria; Anthozoa; Malacalcyonacea; Plexauridae.